ACUCUUCGUGCUUCUCUCUUUAGUAAGUUAAGCGGCACUUCUCCGCUAAAUCCCUUGCUACUCUCUCUAACUACAUUUCAUUUCAUUUACAUCUCUCUCUCUCUCUCUACGAGUUUCACUUCACUCGCUGAAUCCUGAAUCCUGAAUCCGAAUCUUCGUCCUCAUUCUCGAAUUGAUCGGUUGGUGUUCCGGUAAUCGGAGAAAUCUGAUCGGGAACUGCACGGAUCUGACGGGAGAAGCCCCAGAUCGGAGCAGUGGGAAACGUCGGCGGUUGGGAUGGAGGAGGCGCUGGAACUGGCGCGUGCAAAGGAUACAAAGGAGCGCAUGGCGGCGGUGGAGCGGCUCCACCAACUUCUGGAAGCUUCUAGAAAGAGCCUGAGCCCGGCGGAGGUGACGUCGCUCGUCGAUUGUUGCUUGGAUCUCCUCAAGGACAGCAAUUUCAGGGUCUCCCAGGGCGCGCUUCAGGCGCUUGCCUCUGCCGCCGUGCUCGCCGGUGAACAUCUCAAGCUUCAUUUGAAUGCCCUUGUGCCCGCCGUCGUGGAGCGGCUCGGCGACGCCAAACAGCCCGUCAGGGAUGCCGCGAGGCGGUUGCUGCUCACUCUCAUGGAGGUUUCUUCUCCCACGAUUAUUGUAGAAAGAGCGGGCUCGUAUGCUUGGAUGCAUAAGAGUUGGAGAAUUCGUGAAGAAUUUGCGCGUACCGUCACAUCGGCUAUUGGUCUUUUUGCAUCUACUGAGCUUCCGCUUCAGCGGGCUAUACUUCCUCCGAUCCUUCAGAUGUUAAAUGAUCCAAAUCACACCGUCAGGGAAGCUGCAAUCUUGUGCAUUGAGGAGAUGUAUAUGCAGGGUGGGUCUCAAUUCCGAGAAGAACUUCAGCGCCACCAUCUUCCAUCAUCUAUGGUGAAAGAUAUUAAUGCUAGACUUGAGAGGAUAGAACCGCAACAACAACGGUCUUCAGAUGGGCUUAAUGUUAAUCUUGCUGUUAGUGAGGUUAAGCUACUAAGUAUCAAUCCCAAGAAAAGCACUCCCCGGGCGAAGACUUCGACUCGGGAGAACUCAUUAUUUGGGGGAGAACCAGACAUCGCGGAGAAACCCAUUGAGCCAAUAAAAGUGUACUCGGAGAAGGAACUGAUCAGAGAAUUUGAGAAAAUUUCUUCAAUACUUGUCCCAGAUAAAGAUUGGUCAAUCCGCAUAGCAGCGAUGCAGAGGAUUGAGAGCCUCGUUGCAGGAGGUGCUGCUGAUUACCCUUGCUUUCGAGGUCUCUUGAAGCAACUUGUUGGUUCUUUGAGCACACAGUUGUCUGAUCGGAGAUCUAGCAUUGUUAAGCAGGCUUGUCACCUCCUAUGUUUCUUGUCAAAAGAGCUGCUUGGAGAUUUUGAAUCAUGCGCUGAGGUGUUUAUUCCGGUACUUUUCAAGCUGGUUGUGAUCACUGUGCUUGUAAUUGCAGAAUCGGCUGAUAACUGCAUAAAAACAAUGCUGCGCAACUGCAAAGUUACCCGUGUACUUCCUCGCAUAGCUGAUUCUGCAAAGAAUGACCGUAAUGCAGUUCUCCGGGCGAGAUGCUGUGAAUAUGCGCUGUUAAUACUCGAGCAUUGGCCCGAUGCUCCAGAAAUUCAGCGGUCAGCUGAUUUAUAUGAAGAUCUAAUUAGGUGCUGUGUUGCAGAUGCUAUGAGUGAGGUACGAGCAACUGCCAGAAUGUGCUAUAGAAUGUUUGCAAGAACUUGGCCUGAGCGUUCUCGUCGCUUAUUUUCUUCAUUUGAUUCUGUCAUCCAAAGGUUGAUUAAUGAAGAAGAAGGUGGGAUCCAUAGGAGACAUGCCUCACCAUCUGUCCGUGAAAGAAGCUCUCAGCCUUCAUUUACUCAGACAUCUGCUCCAUCUAACCUACCUGGUUAUGGAACUUCAGCCAUAGUUGCUAUGGAUAGGAGUUCAAGUUUAUCCACCGGAGGGUCUCUUUCUUCAGGUCUACUCCUGUCUCAGUCAAAGGGUCUCAGUAAAGUUUCUGAACGUAGCUUGGAAAGUGUGUUGCAAUCAAGCAAGCAGAAAGUCAGCGCAAUUGAGAGUAUGCUCAGAAGUCUGGAUAUAUCUGAUAGACAGAAUCCUGCAGCUCUUCGUUCGAGUAGUUUGGAUCUAGGAAUUGACCCUCCAUCAUCCCGUGAUCCUCCAUUUCCUGCUGCUGUUCCGGCUUCGAAUAGCCUCACAAGCUCCACAACUGGUAAAUCAACUUCUUCUAGUAUCAACAAAGGCAGUAGUCGCAAUGGUGGUCCGGUUUUUUCAGAUAUCAUUUCCCAUUUUCAAGCUUCAAAGGAUUCGGGAAGCCUAUCAUACCGUGGUAAUCCGUUGUCUGAGUCUCACCCUAAUUUUUCAUCCUUGGCAGCUAAAAGGAUAUUGGAGAGACAAGAGAGAGGUUCUUUUGAGGACAACCAUGAAAGGGAGGCUAGACGGUUUAUGGGUGGUCAUUUCGAUAGACAACACAUGGAUACCCCCUACAGAGAUUUGAACUUCAGGGAUUCAAAUGUUAGUCAUGUUCCCAAUUUCCAGAGGCCACUUUUGAGGAAGAAUGUAGGAGGACGAAUGUCAGCAGGCAGAAGGAGGAGUUUUGAUGACAGCCAACUUCAACUCGGGGACAUGUCUAAUUAUGUCGAUGGGCCAGCAUCUCUGAUUGAAGCCCUCAAUGAAGGGCUUAGUCCGAGUUCUGAUUGGUCUGUCAGAGUUGCAGGUUUUAAUUUUCUCCAAUCUCUGUUUCAGCAAGGCCCAAAAGGUGUUCAAGAAGUGAUCCAGAGUUUUGAGAAGGUAAUGAAACUUUUCCUACGUCACUUGGAUGAUCCUCAUCACAAGGUUGCACAAGCGGCUCUGUCGACACUUGCAGAUCUUAUACCAUCCUGCCGAAAGCCUUUUGAGAGCUACAUGGAAAGGGUCCUACCCCAUGUUUUUUCACGGUUAAUUGAUCCUAAAGAGCUGGUCAGGCAACCUUGCUUUACAACACUGGAUAUUGUCAGCAAAACCUACAGUGUGGAUUCUCUUUUACCUGCACUCCUUCGUUCACUAGAUGAGCAGAGAUCACCAAAGGCUAAAUUAGCUGUCAUUGAAUUUGCUAUCAACUCCUUCAACAGGUACUCUGGUAAUCCUGAAGUUUCUGGUAAUAGUGGAAUCUUAAAGCUAUGGCUGGCAAAACUGACACCACUAACUCGCGACAAGAAUUCUAAGUUAAAGGAAGCUUCAAUUACCUGCAUCAUAUCUGUCUACAAUCAUUAUGAUUCCUCUGGUGUGUUGAAUUACAUUCUUAGUCUAUCGGUUGAGGAGCAAAACUCUUUGAGAAGAGCUCUCAAACAAUAUACUCCUCGCAUUGAGGUGGACCUGAUGAACUAUCUGCAGAGCAAGAAGGAAAAACAGAGAAUGAAGUCUUCGUAUGACCCAUCUGAUGUUAUAGGGACAUCUUCUGAAGAAGGAUAUGCAGGUGCUUCCAAAACGAGUAUCUUCCUUGGUAGGUAUUCUGGCGGUUCUAUCGACAGUGACAGUGGCAGGAAAUGGAGCCCUUCUCGGGAGCUAACAAUGAUCUCUAGCGGUAUUGGUCAAAGUAUCUCCACUGGAACUCAAGAAAAGUUGUAUCAGAACCUUGGUAUUGGGAUAAGUUCUGGAAGUGAUGCAUCGAAGCCCAAUGAUACGAGUUACACAGUUACUUCAGCUGGUCAGAAUAUUUUGUCAAGAACUAUCCAUAACAAAAGUUUGGACGAUGUUGGAAACUUAGAUAGUGUAUCUCCGUCCUAUCUGGAGAAAAAUGGUCUGAAUUUGACAAACAGUGGUUCCUCGGAAGAAAGACUUGAAAACAAGGUUUCCCACGAGUUGGACUUGAGUGACUACAAGCUUGCAACUAUUAAGGUUAACCCUGCAAUGGAAUCUGGUCCUAGCGUUCCUCAGAUUCUUCAUAUGAUCAACGGGAGUGAUGAAAGCCCUUCUGCAAGUAAGAAAUCUGGACUCCAGCAAUUAAUUGAAGCCUCUAUAGCUAACGAGGAAUCAGUUUGGGAAAAGUACUUCAAUCAAAUUUUGACUGUUGUUCUUGAAGUGCUGGAUGAUGGAGAUUCAUCAAUUCGUGAGCUUGCUCUUUCAUUGGUUGCCGAAAUGCUCAAGAAUCAGAAAGGCACCAUGGAAGAUUCUAUCGAGAUAGUGAUUGAGAAGCUGCUUCAUGUCUCAAAAGAUGCUGUUCCGAAAGUUUCCAGUGAAGCUGAUCAAUGCUUGACCACAAUGUUGUCACAAUACGACCCUUUCAGAUGCUUGAGUGUGAUUGUCCCGUUAUUGGUAACUGAAGAUGAGAAAACUCUAGUCACUUGCAUCAACUGUUUAACAAAGCUUGUGGGUCAACUCUCGCAAGAGGAAUUAAUGGCUCAGUUGCCUUCGUUUUUGCCAUUUCUUUUCGAAGCAUUUGGGAACCAAAGUGCAGACGUCCGAAAGACGGUGGUGUUCUGUCUGGUGGACAUAUACAUAAUGCUGGGAAAAGAGUUCGAGCCCUUCUUGGAGGGACUAAACAGCACGCAGCUUCGACUAGUGACCAUUUACGCCAAUCGUAUCUCUCAGGCUCGAACUGGUGCCCCUCUUCACUCUUCCCCUUAACCCUUCUGCUCUCUGUUGUGUUUUUGUUUUUGCCUGCUUAUUUCUUUCUCUUUCAUUUUGUAUAUGUGUCUGUGUGUGGUUCCAUUUUUUUCUUUAAUUUUCACAUUAGGGUUUGUCUCUCUGUUUUUAUUUUUCCUCUUCACUUCACCAUAUGCUUGUUUUUUUUUUAAAAAAAAAAUUGGAAUUGUGUUGCUGUAUUUUCCCCCCGGGGGAACCUAUAUCAUGCGUUUUGGAAUUUUCUUCUU
Messenger RNA from Tarenaya hassleriana, 4847 nucleotides. RefSeq names its product CLIP-associated protein-like. Bases 277 to 4602 code for a protein of 1441 amino acids. Gene Ontology annotation, molecular function: microtubule binding. Lineage: Eukaryota; Viridiplantae; Streptophyta; Magnoliopsida; Brassicales; Cleomaceae. Gene Ontology annotation, cellular component: cytoplasmic microtubule. The record is from RefSeq and is a predicted model, not a curated record. Gene Ontology annotation, biological process: microtubule cytoskeleton organization. The transcript has 21 exons.